This is a messenger RNA of Schistosoma haematobium, 3056 nucleotides long. RefSeq lists its product as uncharacterized. The coding region runs from base 1294 to 1743 and encodes 149 amino acids. Lineage: Eukaryota; Metazoa; Platyhelminthes; Trematoda; Strigeidida; Schistosomatidae. The transcript has 2 exons. The record is from RefSeq and is a predicted model, not a curated record.
UUCAGGUUUUUUACUCUUGAUUUUCAAAAAACAAUAACAAAUGUAUUAUGAUUGAGAUCAUGAACUGAUUGAUGUUAGACCAUCAAUUGAAACCAGGGAGCACCGGGCGACCGUUUUAUCCUAUCGUGGGACUCCUCAGCAGUUCGUAUCCACAAAACCCGCUCGCGGGAUUCGAACCCAGGGCCUUCAGUCUAGCACACGAACGCUUAACCUCUAGACCACUGAACCAGCAUCCAACGGUCUUAAUGUCUAACCUCAACCAAUCCACAAAUGUAUUAUGUAACCUAUUUUCACUAUACUAACCAUCUCAAAUGUUCAAGAUGAACUAUUUAUUUUCUCUUGCAUCACAUAUUAGUCCCCGUAAAACAACUUAGAAUCAUUGUUCAUGGUAAAAAAAAAACCUGUUAUUAUGAUGAAUCAGUAUCAGCUGUAGACGUCAGUGAAACCAGAAAACAUUAGAGAUUCUCAACACCGUUAUUUACUUGUACUCAGAUGUAUACACUCAAGGUCCCUCACAGUAUCAUCAAAUUUCAUAAUUUAAUAUUUUUUACAACAGUUUAUCUAGACGAUUCAGUACUAAGACGAUAUAAUGUCAUUUGUUCAUGGCUGUGCUACACCUAGUUUAGUUGAUCGUGAAUUACCGAACCUCUUAUUCAGUGUUGCUUAAAAGUUUCGAAUUCUAAAUGCUUGUAGUCGUCUUGUCCUGAACGACAAUUUAAAAACAACUAUAAACCAAGACUUUAUUUGUUAUAAAUUAAGUCACUCCACAUAUAUAGUUGCCACUGAUUGACUGACUUAAUCGAGGUCAUUCCUUCCUACUGACAACGUAUUUAAGGUACUUAAUUCAUUAGUUAGUUCCUUAUCACACACAUACAGGAGCACAUUUUUCAAAAUCUUUUAUGGCUAUACCAAGGUAGUUUAAUCUUAAAUAAACCUGAUCAAAUGUUUUGUAAUAUUUUGAUCUAUAAAAAGACAAUAAAAAUUCAUUUAAUAUGGACGAAUAAUUUAUUUGUUUUAUCUUUUUCAAGUUUACUUAAGUAUGAUUGGUUACUUGAUGAUAAGAUGACAGUUCGGAAAUAACCAAUAAUACGGUUGCUAAAGUUUCCAUAUUAUCCUAAAACAUAUGGAAUAAAAUUAAUUUUUAAAAAAAGAUAUAGGAAAUGGUAUCUAUGGUCUUUAAAUCAAAUUAACAUCUUCUAUAAAUCCAAUUUAUGCAUUCUAUUAUAUUAUGACUUAUAAUCCUAUACAUAUUCAUCUUACAUAGCAACUUAUUCAAAAUAGAUUAGAGUUGUUAUGACUUUAACAACUUUAUUAGCUGGAUAUAAAAUUCAUAGUUUAAAUUUUCAGCCUAAUAAAGAUAUAAUAUCAUAUGUGACAAUUUUAUUGUUACUAUGCUGUCAUGCAAAUACUGAUAACCCUAUAAAUACAACUAAUAAUGAACAUCAAGAAAAAACUUUAUUGAACUUAACAUUAUUACUUAAUGAUAGUGAUCAAUUAAAUAAUAAAAGGUUUAAUGAUUGUUCAAUUUCCUUAACAGAAUUUAUUAUUUAUUUUUAUAUUCAACCUAUAAUUUGUUUUAUUGGAUUUAUAUUGAAUAUAUUGAAUGUGAUUAUAUUUUGUAGACCACAAUUUUCAGGAGCUGCUUAUGCUUAUAUGAUUGCAAUGUCAUUAGCUGAUGCAAUUACAUUAAUUAGUUAUAUGCCAUCUGGUUUGGUUAGAUGCUUUUUAACUCAUCAGAUGUAGCCUCUCUUUUAUUUUCAUAAUUGAUACUCAAAAAACAGUAAAAACUAGUGACCAAUAACUUUGAACUUUAAAGAGCUUAUUACAAAGUGAUAGUUUAUUUUGAAAUGAUUUUACUAGGCCGGAGCCAUAUGAUUUAUGUUUAAAAUUUUGGAUCGAAUAUGAAAUAGCGCGUCCCUGAUCGUUUGUCAUAUUUUAUUAACCGUUUCACUAUUUAGAUCUCUGCUGUCCACUAGAACUUUGAUGAACUUUUCUUAAAACUGAAUAAUACUGAAUAUGUAAUUGACCUCUAACUUUGUAUGAAUAGUAUAGACCCUACCGUUUAAACUAGAAAUCCUGUUCUUUAUUCUAAUUGCGGCUAUGGCUUCAUACAGUUUUAAAAUAAUACGAGUUUUCUUACUAGUGGUUCUUGAUUCCCGAUGAUCCUAACAGCUGAGCUCAAUUCAGUGAUAAAACUUGUCUUGAUUGAUUCAUAUUGAGUUCAAGAUGUUGAUAUAAAAAUAUUGAGUGUUAUGAAGUUAAUAGACUUAAAAUACCUAACUUCAAAUAAACUUCGGCACACAAAUAAGAAUAUUAUUAAAUCUUUAGACUUAAUGCUUGUGUUUGUUAAAAUCCAUCAAAUAAGUAUUAUUUAGCCUAUGAAAGUUUAAUACACUAUAUCUGUCAGAUUACUUGUUUAAAAACUUCCAUAUGAGUAGACCUUUCUAUUGAUUUCAUGGUAGUACUUGUUCAUUUUUCCAAAUUAUUUGCCUUCAGUAAUUGUGGUAGACCAACAGGAAGUAAUAUUUUUUCCAGAAUUUGACUACAUCAUUAUGAAGGGUAUUUUAUCAAGGAUGUUAUUAGUUUUAAUGUCAUAAUGUAAGAUUAAUAAUGAAAACGAUAAUAGCAACAAUAAAUACUCUCUUCAACGCUGUACACUUGUAUAUAAAAUGUUAUGUAGCGAAAUUCUCUAUUGAAAUUUCUCAUCUUACAUACAUUUGAUCCAUAAACCCCAAUCUAAUCAUCCAUCAUUUAUUCGGUGAAAAGAUAAAAAAGAAAGUAUACCAGCCAUUGUCAUAAUUCAAUUUCAAUUCCAAAGUGUUUAUUAUCUAUUUGUUUUCUGAGCUUUAUAUUAAACUCACAAGCUGAAAUCAUGUUAUUAGCAUAUAAGAAUAGUUGAUUGAAGCAAAUUUAAAAUAUUAGAUGUAACAUUUACCCAGGUACAAAAUAAAACAUUCAAAUAUAUGAACAAAAUAUUUUACUUCACUUUUCUAUCCCUAGGAAUUCUGCUUAUGUUCUUCUAGUUUUCCUUUACAUUCUCAAUAUGUGACCUUGAA